ACUUUUCUCAGUCUUUGAAAUGAGUUUGAAGCUUGUACAGUUCGCAUUCCUUUUGGUGGUCUUACACUCGCGUAAGACUCAUGCAAAAUGCAGCUCCCAGCUAAACGUUACUCGUAUAAUCGGUGGCCAUGAUGCAAAACCCGGCGAGUUUCCUUAUCAAGUGUCUCUACAAUGGGGUCGAAUAGGGUCUGAUCCAUUCGAACACUUUUGCGGCGGCAGCAUCUUAAACGAGCGCUGGAUACUUACAGCAGUUCACUGUCUUCUGGCCUUGGACUAUCGACCCGACGGAGGCUACUUUAUUAUCAAAGCCGGGAAGCAUGAUCUCCAACGGAUCGAGGCAACUGAACAAACAUCCGUCGUUGAAAAGUACUUCAAGCAUAAGGACUACACUGGUACAGCAGAAAUACCUGGUAGUUCUGAUAUCGGCCUUGUCAAGCUUGAGACACCUUUACGACUAACCAAACGGGUGGCCAAGAUCGCUUUGCCCCAAAAGGACACUGAACCAACUGGUCAGGCAAUUUUGUCUGGCUGGGGUGCUAUCGAUGGUGAUAUAAAUAAUACUGGAUAUCCUCAUAUCCUCCAGACAGUCGACAUGCAGAUUAUUAAUCGUGAAGACUGCAAUCGUGCAAUAGUUGAAGUACACCCACAGAUUGACGAAAACAUUGUGGACAAGACCAACAUCUGCAUAGGAUCGCUUACCGGAGAGAAGUUCCACUGUACCGGCGAUUCAGGCGGCCCUUUAAUAGCGAAAAACGAAAACGGCGAAAAGGAGGUUAUCGGGAUUAUAUCGUGGGGUCUAGGCUCCGAAAACUCUUCUUGUGGACAACGUGGUGCUCCCAACGUCGACGUCAGGGUUUCUUACUUUAUUGACUGGAUUAAAGAAACUAUGGCUAACAAUUUCUUCGAAAUGACUUUGAAGCUUAUCGUACUCGCCUGCCUUUUGGCCGUUGCACACUCACGUGUGUUUAAUACAUGGCAUAGAAAUCCGUUAAUUGGUGCCCGUAUUUUGGGCGGCCGUGAUGCAAAACCCGGCGAGUUUCCUCAUCAGGUUUCCCUCCAAUGGGGCUCUGGGGGAAAAUUUGAACACUUUUGCGGCGGUAGUAUACUGACUGAGCGCUGGAUUCUGACGGCGGUACACUGCCUAGAGGCCAUAGAUCGAAUAAAUGAAAGCGGUAUCAAAGGCUACUUUGUCGUUAAAGCCGGCAAGCAAGACCUCAAUCGUGUUGAGGACACAGAACAAACUUCCAUCGUAGAAAAGUAUUUCAAGAAUUGGGAUUACACCGGAGUUGGAGCAAAACCGGGCAGCUCUGACAUUGGUCUCAUCAAGCUCGAGACACCUCUACGACUGAACAAGCGUGUGACAAAGAUUGCUUUACCUGGAAAGGAUACUGAGCCUACUGGUGAGACAAUUUUAUCCGGCUGGGGUGCUAUCGACGAUGGCGAAGAAAAUGCAGGCUUUCCUCAUAUCCUCCAAACGAUCAACCUGCCGAUCCUCAGUCGCGAAAACUGCCAAAGCGCACUAGAAGAACUUAUUCCAGGAUCUGGUAAAAAUGUAGAUGAUACCAACAUUUGUACGGGUCCGUUAACUGGAGGACAAUCCCCUUGUAACGGCGACUCCGGCGGUCCUUUGACCACAAAGAACGGAAAAGGUGAGACUCAGGUUAUUGGGAUCGUAUCGUGGGGUCUGUCUCCUUGUGGAUCACGUGGCGCACCUGCUGUCUAUGUCAAAGUUUCUCACUUUAUCGACUGGGUUUCUGCUAUUAUGGAUAAAAAUUGAGUUCAUCGUUAUUGGUUUCAUUUAUAUUUAUUUUUACUCUAAUUAUUUAUUUGAAAGAAGAAUAUAUAUAAUUUUUAAAUUGUAAUUAUUUAUUUUGAAAAUAUAGUUUAAAUCAUUACUUACAUAAGUAUUAAAUUUUAGUGUUUCCAAAUUUAUCAUAACCUUUUGAAUUUUCAGAGCAUAGCUCAAAACUUGUAGAUAUUGCGUCAGAAUUCAUGAUAUUGAAAUUGAUUGAUAAACAUCAACACAAAAUAAACAAAUUUUUUUGAUAA
This is a messenger RNA of Nasonia vitripennis (jewel wasp), 2049 nucleotides long. RefSeq names its product serine protease 102 (gene SP102). The coding region runs from base 20 to 1777 and encodes 585 amino acids. Gene Ontology annotation, molecular function: serine-type endopeptidase activity. Lineage: Eukaryota; Metazoa; Arthropoda; Insecta; Hymenoptera; Pteromalidae. Gene Ontology annotation, biological process: proteolysis. The transcript has 8 exons. The record is from RefSeq and is a predicted model, not a curated record.